AUGGAGGGGAUGACACGCAGAGAGAAGCGUGGGCAGAGGGCGCCGAAGAAGGCGUCGCCUGCGGCGGCCUCUCAUUCUGGCGCCGCGGGCUGCGCAACUGAGUUUGACAGGCGCUGGACGGACCGUUGGCGUCAAGAUCUGCAGCGUCGUCUACAUGAGGCCUCCUCCUCGUCGUCGUCGUCGUCGUCGUCGUCGUCGUCGUCGCCGUCGCCAAGGGAGAACUCGCGCAUUGCGGGAAACGCGACUCCAACGUCGCCAGCGACGCCGUGCUCACCGUUGCUGCGUGACACUAAAGCGACAUCAUCUGCGGCAAUACGGCACUUGGAUCCAACGUGUGUGCCUGCGGAUGCUUCGCGGGCAAAGAAGGGACGCAGUCAACUAUUAAAACUGCCUUUUUUUUCUCCAGUGGGGAAUACGGAGGAAGCGGUUACAGGUACUCACCAAAACGAAGGCAGUGUCUUGCAUUCUUUUAGUAGUGGCGUGCGGCAUGACGCGCCUGCGCUGCCGACAUUUGCAGCAAAUGACCCAGUUGUGUCUAACGUCUGGACCUCCACAGAGGCCUCACCGAGACGACGACACCGACGGAAGAGCGAAUCCUGUGACAUGGAUGGAUACUCCGCAGCGGAGGAAGGAGGCCCCAGAACACAAGACCACAAAGUGGCUUCUGCGACGCCGCAAAGGAAAGCCAUUACCGCCAGCCAAUUGGAUAUUUCGUGCAACUUCGGUGAUGGCCGUGAAAAGGCUGCCAAUGUUGCUGAUGCGAGUAGUGUGAGUCUCCCUUUUCAACCAUCGACGUCAACCACGCAGGAAGUCCCGCAUGCUCAGACAUCGUUUGAUUCCAUCGGCGUCAAAGCACUGCCUUCGCAAAGUGAAGGCACAAAUAGAACACCUGCUUGUCCUUGCAUCGUGAUUCCGGAAGCUUCAACGAAUGUGGGCGCUGACAUGUUCCAGCUGCACGGAAAGGGGAGCGGAAACCACAAUUCAGCAGAAAAGACAGGCCGUUGGGAGCGCUGCACGCGAAGCCUACCAUUAGCAAGUGUGUUAGUACCGUACUGCCUGGUCCUUGUAUGUUUGUCGCUGUUUUGCGCACUAACACCGUAUUAUGUGACGAUGUUUAGCAUCAGCGAUUCCGUUGAGGAGAUUCACAAACAUCUUCGUCUUGAGAUCCAUUCACAGCUAGAGGGGGCGCUAAAUGUUGCUGGUGUCUUGUCAAACGUUUUCGUCGCUCUGUACAUUGGAAACGAGCGGCAUCCAAGCCCUAACGAUGAUUGGGUGCCUAUGGGCCUUCCGAUGUCGCAGCGUCUUUGUGCGGCGUUACAGAACAUGGAUCGGUACAGGCUACUGACCCACGCCUACAUUGUCUCUGCCAAGCGUGACGAUAUUGCGCUUUGUUCAAGGGGAUUUCAUUCGUACUAUCUAGCCACAUUUAAUCGAUCCCCAGUUGAUCGUUCAUUUGCUUCUAUUGUCGCUAUUGACCCUAUAAACAUGAGUUUGACGGACCCGCCACUGGUGCUGAAGAACAUUCGCGCGCCCUUUCAACUGCAGGAUCUUUUAAAUAAUUUGACUCAAACAAUGAGGCUAAUUCAGGCAUGGAAGGCGGAGUUGGACGCCGGACAAGAACCCAAAACGCAAAUGUGGAUGAUGGAAAACUUUCUCGGCGCACGGUACGUAUACACUUACCCGUUUCUUGAGAAGGAUGGCUCCGUUGGGUUUCUGAAAGUUGGACUUGACCUUAGAUGGGUGAUUGACCAAGUCUCAAUGGACAAACUUGGACCACUCCAUUCAACCCGUGUCAUGCUGCUUGAGAAUGGCGAGAAUGGCGAAAAUCUGACGCUGGUCGCGAGCAACUGUCAUGAGAAGUGGAAGCUCGGGAACAAACAAGGGGACUUCGGAGUUGGGUCGAUCCCAGUUGGCACAAAAGGUGAGGAAGAGAAUGGGCAUGUGCUUCGAGACCUUUAUUUCGGUGAAGGGAAGAGUGGGAACGUGUUUUCUCGACGCAAAGGAUGGGCUUUGGAUGAUCCGUUAAUGCGCGCGGCAAUUCAUCAUGUGCAGAUGAAGGAGGUUCUGGCGAUGGUCCACAGGGGGAAGGAUUUCUUUAUCAAGUUUCCGUACCGCGGAUCCUACGGCACGUUUAGCGUCUCCCUGACGCACUCUGAGCACAAUGCCUCAAUGCUCUUGUUCGUUGCGGCGCAUCACCUUUACGGUGACCGCCUCCAAACUUCUCAUUUACUCGGUUUUUUUGGCGCGUUCCUCACCACACUGUCGUCAACUCUGCUGCUUUAUGCCGUUCUCACCAUCUUCGUCAGUCGUCCAUUGCACAAUAUUGCGGCAGAGCUUCGUGGGGCGACGAAGGUGAAUGCGAAUUCACCCAAUGAACCUUCCAUGGGCGCGGAUAACAAAGGCCGACGUUUUGCGCUGCUGGAAAUAUACUUACUAGAGAGCGUGGCUGCCUCACUGAAGGAGCAAAUGUGUCACCUCUGCUCAUUCUUGCCCCAAGGGCUGCUACCGUUAAGGCCUAGAACUGAUGACGAACGGGGAUCACACUACAUGGACACCCGCGUUGAGAAUGAGGCAAGUGAUAAGGACCUGCUAAGUAAGGGUAGCAAUGAGGCAUUCAUGCCCGAGUCAAAAGAAACGUGGAUUGGGGCAACGCUGAUUCGUGGCCCACAAGAUAAAAUUAACGUCUUUGAGGACAUCAUGUGUACCGUGGUUUCCGUGCACAUCUUGGACAUCAAAACGAUCGUGGAGUGUACAAGAGAAACAGCAAAUAUCGUGGUGGAGGCAGCGAGAAAGUACGGAGGAGGCAUUGAUGUCUUUCUGCCGGAACUCUUUAACUUGAAUUUUCCUCGUCGGGGAGAAAGCCACUCCGAUAAGAUCGACGCAACGUUUUGCGCCCUUGAAAUCCAUCGAAACCUCCCUGAUGCCGUAAGGCGUUGCUGUGCCAUUCUUGUUGACAGUGGUGUCUUUCACUUUGGCGUCUGCGGUGGCCCUGAGAAGAAAGAACCCGUUUUAUGGGGCAGGACCAUAAGUACGGAUGUGAUACAGGUGCAGCGCUGCUACGGUGUUUCGCUUGCCAUACUUCAUUCUACAGUUCCCUUCAUUCGUUCCCGUGUGCAUGUGCUUCCUUUUGCAUCCGUUCGUGUUCACGCGCCCGACAUGCCGCCUAAAGCCACGUUUCACAUUGUUAUUGAGGACAUCGUGAAUGAGUCAUCGUGGCAGUGCGUGGAGGAGACCUAUUUGAAGGGGUUUCGUUACCUGACGAUUAAGGCGUCGUCGGAGGCACGCAUGUGUUUUGAAAGCCUUCUCGCCUCCCCGUAUGUGACGCCCCAGCUGAUGUGCCUCCUCCGUUGUCAACUGGCCCAGGUGCAGGAGUGCGACCUAAGGUCGGGUGGGGCGAUGACGCCGGAGCGGCGCCACUUGGGCUCAGAUCGUGUGGACACCACGACAUCGCGGUGGUCGCCUGUCUCAGUGGCGCACAGCGAAACCACAAUGACGGGGGUGCACCAUCCCCCGCACACCCCGCGCGGCUCACGGCGACGACCCACAUACAGUGACACCUCAAGCGGAUCCUCAGAGGCGCGAGUCUCAUCGGCAGGGCGAAGCAUCAUGCAUGAAUUUUGGGACAAGAAAAAUGUCCGGUGGAAACGCGCAGCUGAAAGCUUCCCUGAGUACGGACGAUUUUCUGUCUUUCUAGGCAUCAGUGAUACAGGAACUCUCGCGGCACUCAAAUUUGUGCCAAUCGCAUCGCUCCAAGAGUGUGGAUUUGCUGACCUGGAAACUCUUGAACGCGUCUGGGCACAUGCACUGACACUUUACCACGAGAACAUAGUACAGUUUCUUGGCUAUGGUCAAUCAAAGGAAUAUGUGUGUUCUAUCAUGGAAUAUGUUCCAGGUGGAUCGCUGCGUGACACACUGAGACGCUACGGCCGUCCCUUGCCACUUAUGGCGAUAAAGCGGUUUUUGGUAAGUGCAUUGCGGGGCCUGGAAUAUCUACACAAUCGUGGUCUCGUUCACGGCUGUCUUCGACCUGAAGCUGUUCUGGUGGCUGUGGAAGGUCUAUACAAGUUGCAUGGAGCCAGCACGGCAUGUACCGCAGAGGCAGCAGCCUCAAUGACGCCAGAGAGCUUGCGGCCGCAAUCUUGCUGUAAUAGAUGGGCUUAUAGCAGUCCGGAGGUCUUUGCCACCGGUAAUGGCGGCGCAGCAGCAGACAUUUACGCUGUGGGAGUCAUUUUACUGGAGCUGAUUACAAACCAAAUGCCGUGGCGCUGGAUUGACAAGGCGGCGACACAGCAGCAGCAGGACAUUUCCCCCGCUGAGGAUGACAACACCCGGCAACAAAACACAAAGAAAACUCUCCCAGACCUUGCAACUAUUCUUUCAGACUAUGAUCGCAUGAAAGAAGCCCAAGUUCAAGGAAGCAUUGCACUGGUGGAAAUUCCACGGGAAGGAGAUGCCAUCAUUCAAGAGGUACUACAAAGUUGCUUGGUGACAGAUCCCAAGGGACGCAAAACAGCUUCCGAGCUUCUGCAGCUCCUGAGUCGAAUGCAGUGA
Molecule: messenger RNA, 4551 nt
Organism: Trypanosoma conorhini
Lineage: Eukaryota; Euglenozoa; Kinetoplastea; Trypanosomatida; Trypanosomatidae
Product: protein kinase
Exons: 1
Coding region: 1-4551 (1516 amino acids)
Biological process (GO): protein phosphorylation
Molecular function (GO): protein kinase activity; ATP binding
Source: RefSeq, a predicted model, not a curated record